Messenger RNA from Solanum verrucosum, 1083 nucleotides. RefSeq names its product ras-related protein Rab11B. Gene Ontology annotation, cellular component: endosome. The transcript has 2 exons. NCBI's taxonomy places the organism in Eukaryota, Viridiplantae, Streptophyta, Magnoliopsida, Solanales, Solanaceae. The record is from RefSeq and is a predicted model, not a curated record. Bases 203 to 856 code for a protein of 217 amino acids. Gene Ontology annotation, molecular function: GTP binding; GTPase activity.
GAACAACAUAACAGGGUAAAAUUCAGAAAUGUAAGAGAACAGAAUCUACGCAGAUUUUAUCAUUGCCUAGUCUUCGUCAAAUGAACCCUUUAUUGCCACCUACCUCUUUUUAGCAGUAGUAGCAGCAACAACUUUUUUUCCUUAGAACUAUCAACUAUUCCCUUAAGUAAACCAAAUAGUUAAUUUGUUGAAUUAAUCGCAGAUGGCAGGUGGAUAUAGAGCUGAGGAUGAUUACGAUUAUCUGUUCAAGUUGGUGCUAAUUGGAGAUUCUGGUGUCGGAAAAUCCAAUCUCCUUUCUCGAUUCUCCAGAAACGAGUUCAAUCUUGAAUCAAAGUCUACUAUUGGCGUUGAAUUCGCUACCCGUAGCAUUAAGGUAGAUGAUAAGAUCGUCAAGGCUCAGAUUUGGGAUACUGCUGGACAAGAAAGGUACCGUGCAAUUACAAGUGCAUACUACAGAGGGGCUGUCGGUGCAUUGGUUGUGUACGAUAUCACUCGACAUGUCACAUUUGAAAAUGUUGAGAGAUGGUUAAAAGAACUUCGAGACCAUACCGACCAAAAUAUAGUCAUAAUGCUCGUUGGGAACAAGGCCGACUUACGUCACUUGCGUGCUGUUUCAACAGAGGACGCCAAGGCCUUUGCUGAAAGAGAGAGUACCUUCUAUAUGGAGACUUCAGCACUUGAAUCCUUGAAUGUUGAGAAUGCGUUUACAGAAGUAUUGACCGAGAUAUACAGGGUGGUCUGUCGGAAGGCACUCGAAGUUGGGGACGAUCCUACUGCAUUGCCAAAGGGGCAGACUAUAAAUGUUGGCAAGGAUGAUGUUUCAGCUGUGAAAAAAGUUGGUUGCUGCUCUGUCUAAGCUAAAAAAACCAAGAAAUCAGUGAAGUUAAGCUUUCAAAUGGCUUCUCCUAUAGUUGCAUUGAGUAUUCUCAGUUUUGAAUAUCUUAGGAAAUAUUCCACAUCUGUAUUGUUUCAUUAACUUACCUUUAGUUUGUACCCUAUUUUGCUAGUCUUUUGACUCUUUGAAAAGAUUUACUAUUAUUUAUAUACUUUUACAUUAUAUUUUUAUUUGGUAUGUUUAUGGCA